This is a messenger RNA of Panicum virgatum (switchgrass), 6696 nucleotides long. RefSeq lists its product as uncharacterized. Lineage: Eukaryota; Viridiplantae; Streptophyta; Magnoliopsida; Poales; Poaceae. The transcript has 2 exons. The coding region runs from base 1485 to 2921 and encodes 478 amino acids. The record is from RefSeq and is a predicted model, not a curated record.
GCAAGGUUGAAUCCACUCCCACUUUGUUCUACAGAUUUUUUUUGUUCUGCAGAUGUCUUCUUUAAUAAGGCACUAUCUUUUUGGGCACCUGUUCUUAUUGCACUUCGUCUCCUCGAAUUUACCUGUAGCAAAAGGUCGUAGGAACAAAGGGGUCAAUUAUUUAUGCCAUAAAGGAGCAUAAUAUAUAUGAGUUGGACUCAGCUUUAACUUAUAAAUUUGUCAACUCGAGUCUCUGUUCGUUCAUUGAAAGGUUCACGUUCCUGUAUCGACCGGGAAAAGCUGAUGAGCAUUGUGUACUCCUCGAGCUUGGAUGCCACUGCACGACACUGGUGCUUGGGCAGGCAGGACAUCCUAGCUCCGACGCAGCACGAGCCGGUGCGGCCUGGAGCGGUGGGCAGACAAGGCAACAGGGCGCAUCGCGGUGGGUCGGUCCGGCUGGUGGCCAGAGGGCGGCGUGACAGCAUGCUCCUCGGUCCGACUUAUUAUGGAUAGUGUAUCCAUAUUGUUAAAAUGUUUGCAUAUUAACGAUGUAUAUUACUGUUAGACAGAGUCUUGAUCUUGUACGGCUUAGAGCCUGGCUUCCAGCCGGCCAGCCAUGUUUAGUAUGUUGAUUAGAGAUACGGGGAGGUGUCCUAGUCCUAUACGAGGUUUCCUUUUGCCUCACGGUUCUUCUCCCCUAUAUAUGUAAAUGUAUUGUCUCGCAAUUAAUCAAUCUACUAUUCUACAAUCUCUUUCAUGGUAUCACGAGUCUAGGGCUUAAUCCCUUCUCUUCUUCCGCUGCAUCAGCGUUGCCCGUCGACGCCGCCUCCCGCGCAUUCGCCGGCUCUGCGCUCCCACCAUGCGCGAUCCCACGCCCUGUGCCAUCGAUUCCUGCGCGCCCCUGCGUCGUCGCCGCCCUCUGCGCGACCUCCUGCCUGCGUGCCCCUGCGCCGCCUCCCGCACGCCCUUGCGCUGCCUGCUGAUGCCGCCUCCUUGCGCGUUCGCCGGCCCUGCGCCAUGACCCAAGACGGAUCUGGUGUCGAGACCGAUCCCGUCGCCCUCGCUGAGAAGGCGCGCGCCGAGUAGGAGGCUCGCGACGCCGCCCGCCAGCGCGCCGACGAGGCGGAUCAAGAAGCCGCCGCCAUCUUGAAGAAAUCAAGGCGGCCUCUGAGCGCCUCCGUGCUGCUCAAGAGCGCGCUGCCCGUGAACGUACUGUGGCUCAAUCUCCUGACAGCGGUGGCUCCGACGCCGGCGACCAUCCUGACCCCAACGGUGAUCCACUUGCCGCCGCGCUACUCCAACAGGAGGCCGCCGUCCUCCUCAACCUUCACGCCCAGGCUGUCUCCGUCCAGAACAUUUGUUUUCUGGUCCCGCUCCUCCUCGACGUGAACUCCACCUUCUACGGCCGCUGGAAGCAAUCGUUCCUCGACGUCCUCGGCAAGUACUCGCUUCAGUCCCACGUACUCUCCGACGCCAUCUCACCCCACUCGCCUUCAUGGGUGCGGAUGAACUGCGCCGUUCGUACCUGGCUCCUCGGCGCCAUCUCCGACAACCUCGCCGACAAGGUCUCCGAGCGCGACGCCUCCGCCCGAGUGAUCUGGCUCGAGUCCCAGUUCCUUGGGAACCGCACCACGCGUGCUCUCUACGUCGAUCAGGAGUUCCGCGCCUUCACCCAAGGCGAUCUGUCCGUUGUCGACUACUGCCGCCGGUUCAAGCGCAUGGCCGAGGAUCUCUGCGACCUCGGCCAACCUGUCUCCGACGAGACUCUCGUCCUCGACAUCGUCCGCAGGCUGAAUGAACGCUUCAGGGCUCUCGGUCUCCACAUCAGGCGCACCACCCCGCUGCCUUCGUUCCUGCAGGUUCGGGACGACCUGCGUCUUGAAGAGAUCACCAUGGCCAAAGGUCCUCCGGCGACCGCCCUCACUGCCUUCUCUAAUGGCGGUUCUGGCAGCUCCAGCAGUGGUGGCGGUUCUGGUGGCUCCAAACCGCCGGUCAAACCGCCACAGCAGCAGCAACAGCAAUCCCGUCGUCAACGUGGCGGCAAGCGGUGGAACAAGGAAGCCAAGGACAGCGCCUCCCAGGGUGCUUCCACAGGCGGUGGUGGCAUCACUACCCCUGGCGGCGCCCUUCCUCCUGGCGGCUACACGUAUCGGAACCCGUGGACCGGUGCCAUCUUCAUGUGGCCUGGUCCGCAGGUUGGACGCCCCUCCGCGCCCCAGCAGGCGCCUCUCCAGCAGCUGCAGCCACCCCAGACCUACAUCGCCGGUCCUCCUGGCCAGUGGGCCGGCCAGUGGGGUGUUCCUCCCGCUGCUUCUCCUCCCUCCUUGGCGCAAGGAUGGGAUCAGCAAUCUCUGGCGAGCAACUUCCAGACCAUGACGCUUCAGCAGCCGCCACAACAUGAGUGGUACUUCGACACUGGAGCCACCAGUCACAUGGCAUCUGACUCUGGUAUCCUCUCAUCCUCCUCAGCUCCUUCCAGUCACUGUACAUCCUCAAUUAUUGUCGGUAACGGGAACCUUCUUCCCGUCACUUCUACUAGCACCACCGUUCUUCCACAUAAGCUUUAUCUUAAUAAUGUUUUGGUCUCUCCUAACCUGAUUAAGAAUCUUAUCUCCGUUCGCCAGUUUACCACUGACAAUAAUUGUUCUGUGGAAUUUGACCCCUUUGGUUGCUCUGUGAAGGAUCUAUCAACCAGGAAUGAGAUCGUCAGAUGUGACAGUUCCGGCCCUCUCUACCCACUGCAGCUUUCAGCUUCCGCGCUCCUUGCUAACACUUCGACACUUUGGCACCAACGUCUUGGGCAUCCUGUCAGCUUCGCCGUCAUGUUCGUCUUCCGUUUCAUGCGUCCUUAUCUCGCGCCUCGCGCCCUUUUGAGUUGCUACAUUGUGAUUUAUGGACAUCACCAAUCACUAGUGUUUCGGGUCAUAAAUAUUAUCUUGUGAUUCUUGAUGAUUUUUCACAUUAUCUUUGGACGUUUACAUUGCGAUUGAAGUCAGACACGUUCUCUACCCUAUCUGAUUUUUUCGCUUAUGUGCGCACCCAGUUCGAUGUGGCUGUGCAGGUUAUUCAGUGCGACAAUGGCAUGGAGUUUGAUAACUCCAGUUCGUGUGUCUUCUUCCUCGCCAACGGCAUUCGUCUGCGCAUGUCUUGUCCAUACACCUCUCCUCAAAACGGUAAAGCUGAACGCAUCAUUCGGACUAUCAACAAUAUCGUUCGCUCUCUUCUUUUUCAGGGUAGCGUCCCCCCCAGGUUUUGGGCAGCCGCCCGCAGCACUGCCACAUAUUUGCUGAUCAUUCUUCCCACCAAGACACUCAAUUUCUCCACGCCGUACUUUUCCCUCUUCCGGAACAGCCGACGUACGACCACUUGCGUGUCUUUGGUUGUAAGUGCUACCCAGACCUUUCUGCCACCGCCGCUAAUAAACUUGCUCCUCGAUCUGCCUUGUGCGUGUUUCUUGGGUACUCUCCGCACCACAAGGGCUAUCUUUGCCUUGAUCGUCACACCAAUCGACUCAUCAUCCCCCGCCAUGUAGUCUUUGAGGAGACUUCUUUUCCGUUUUCGGAAUCUUCCUCUACUCCUACACGCACUGAUUUUGAUUUCCUGGAGGAGUUUACUAACCCGGUGGCUGUUCACUUUCCGCCAUCACCGUUUUCUCUACCUGCAGGAUCCUCUGGUGUCUCCUCGUCGCCUGCGCCUAGCGCUGCGCCUUGCAGACCCACAGCUUUGGAGGGUGAUUCUGCUGCUGCACCCUGUGCAGCACCAUCGCCUAUCUUGCCACGACGUGCGCCCAGCGUGGUCUUGGCGCCCGUCUCUUCGCCCGCGCCACACACGGCCACGCCUUCUGAGGUCUCCGCUGCGCCACGCGCGGCCACGCCUCCCGACGUCACUGCUGUGCCACGCGCGGCUACGCCUCCUGUCGUCAUCACCGCGCCACACGUGGGCUCCGACGAUGACGCUGCACCAUGCGCGGCCCCCGACGAUGACGCUGCACCACGCGCGGCUCCAGCACCUACUCCUUUCAUGCCACGCACGGCACCGCCGGACUCUUCGGCCACGACGUCACCGGUUUCUAUAUUGCGUCGUCGACCUCCUCCUACCACCAAGGUCUACCAGAGGCGACUUCUUGGUCCGGUCUCCUCCACCAGUUGCAUCUCUCCGGUCAGUGUUCCGGUUCAUGCCCCUGGUCCCGUCGGUCCUCCACUGCCUCCUGGUACAGUUGCAGUUACUCCGGUGGAAUAUCAGCAUGGCAUGCGUACACGCAGCAAAUCUGGUUUUCGGGUUCCUGCUCUAUUUCAGACCGAGUCACUGUCACCUAUUCCGCGGAGUUACCGUGCUGCUCUUGCUAAUCCACAUUGGAGAGCAGCAAUGGAAGCUGAAUUUUCUGCUCUCUUGUCCAACCACACUUGGGAUCUAUUGCCUCGACCAGCUGGAGCUAAUGUGGUCACCGGCAAGUGGGUUUUCAAGCACAAGUUUUCAUGCUGAUGGGAGUUUCGAGCGCUACAAUGCUCGUUGGGUACUUCGUGGUUUUACUCAACGUCCAGGUGUUGACUUUGCAGAGACAUUCAGUCCAGUUGAUAGGCCAGCUACAGUCCGGACGGUUCUAUCUCUUGCUGUCUCGCGCUCCUGGCCGAUCCACUAGCUUGACGUCACCAAUGCUUUUCUUCAGGGACAUCUGUCAGAGACAGUUUACUGCAUCCAGCCUUCAGGAUUUGAGGAUUCAGCUCAUCCUGAUCAUGUGUGUCGCCUCAAUCGCUCCCUGUAUGGUCUUAAGCAGGCUCCUGGUUCAGCCGGUUUGCUUCACAUCUUUUAUAGCUGGAUUUCACUGAGGCAAAGUCCGACACAUCGCUGUUCGUCUAUCAUCACGGCGCAAAUAUGGCAUAUCUAUUGCUUUAUGUUGAUGACAUUGUUCUGACAGCCUCAUCUCCAGCUUUAUUGCGGCAGAUUAUUGGUGCUCUUCAGCAGGAAUUCUCCAUGAAGGACCUUGGGACCCUUCAUCACUUUCUUGGUAUGCAUGUUCAGCAUCUUGGCUCAAAUCUCUUUCUUUCUCAGCAACAGUACAUGAUUGAGAUUCUUGAGCGUGUUGAUAUGGCUGAUUGCAAGUCUUGUUCAACUCCGGUGGAUCUUAAUCCAAAGUUAUCUGCUGAUGGUCCUCUCACGGCUGCGGGUGCUACGGAUUUUCGGAGUCUCGCUGGUGCUCUUCAGUGGCUUACUUUCACCAGACCGGAUAUUUGCUAUGCUGUUCAGCAAGUUUUCCUUCAUAUGCAUGAUCCCAGGGAGACACAUCUUGCUGCUCUAAAGCGCAUCCUACGCUACGUUCGUGGCACAUUUCAUAUGGGUUUGCUCAUUCGUCCUUCUACACAGGCUGAUUUGGUGGUCUACUCUGAUGCCGAUUGGGCAGGUUGUCCGGAUACACGCAGGUCCACCUCGGGCUAUACGGUGUUCCUUGGUGACAAUUUGGUUUCCUGGUCUUCCAAACGUCAGAAUACAGUCUCCCGUUCCAGUGCAGAGGCCGAGUAUCGAGCUGUUGCCAAUGCUGUUGCAGAAGCCACUUGGUUAUGCCAACUUUUGUCUGUGCUGCACACUCCCUUGCGCAAGACAACCUUGGUGUAUUGUGAUAACAUCAGCUCUGUCUACAUGUCUGCCAAUCCUGUUCAGCAUCAGCGGACAAAACACAUUGAGAUCGACCUUCACUUCGUCCGGGAGCGUGUUGCUGUUGGUGAUAUUCGUGUUCUCCACAUGCCGACGACUUCUCAGUUCGUCGACAUCUUCACCAAAGGGCUGCCUUCCUCGGUCUUCACUGAAUUUCGGUCUAGUCUUAAUGUUCGGUGUCCCGACGAUCCGACUGCGGGGGGUGUUAGACAGAGUCCUGAUCUUUUACGGCUUAGAGCCUGGCUUCCAGCCGGCCAGCCAUGUUUAGUAUGUUGAUUAGAGGUACGGGGAGGUGUCCUAGUCCUAUACGAGGUUUCCUUUUGCCUCACAGUUCUUCUCCCCUAUAUAUGUAAAUGUAUUCUCUCAAUUAAUCAAUCUACUAUUUUGCAAUCUCUUUCAAUUACCCUAUGCUUAAUUGCAUAUUUUGUUACCUUUUAUAUUUACAUAUAUUUGAUUGUUUAAAUGGUAGGGCGCGCAGCGCACGCCUAAUGUUCUAGUGAGUAUGAACAAAAGGCAGAGUUUGAAGAUUCAUUUGCAGCUAUGAGAGAAAAAGUUAGAAAAUCAACUUGGUUGGACAGCAUUUACAUGCAGAAACAUAAGUGGGAUGAGUGCUACAUGCUGGGGGUUUUUUCACUAGGAAUGCGAAGUACACAACUAAGCGAGAGCUUAAAUAAUGCAUUAAAAGGCCAUUUCAAAUCAGAUCUUGACAUUAUUAGGUUCCUAAAGCGUCUAGAACAUGUUGUUCAAGACAAGAGCGAUAAGGAGUUACCAGCUGAAUUUGAAUCUAGAAAGAAGCAACCGAAGAUUGGGACGAUGGCACCUAUGUUGAUACAAGAAAGUAUGAUUUAUACACCUUCAAUAUUUGAAGUCUUUCAAGCUGAAUAUGAAAAGUACUUGGCUGCCUACACAGUAACUCAAAUGGAAGUAAUGAAUUUGUGCCAUUUGAUGCAAGUACUUGAUCAUAUGCUAGUUUCAUAGGCAAAGAGGAAUAACAUUUCUAGCCUCUACUACCUAAUCUUCAUACUGGAAGAUGUUCUGCAGAAAAGAUCAAAAGAAGACUUUUCCCUA